Moneuplotes crassus is the source of this 2508-nucleotide messenger RNA. NCBI's taxonomy places the organism in Eukaryota, Ciliophora, Spirotrichea, Euplotida, Euplotidae. The record is from the annotation of a GenBank genome assembly.
AUGUCAGUUGACAAAGGUUUCUGCAACCUCAAUUCAAACUUUUCUCCAGAGAAAAAAUUAAUCGUGAAAAAGAAGAAGUUUAGAGAAGAUCUGAUCAUCAUUCCUAAGAAUUCUUAUAACCAAAUCGAAACUCCUUCAAGAGUGGACAUUCAUAUUAAGUCCAAAGAGAAAGUGAACCGUAUCUUGAAAAAUCUCUGUAAAUGGCCUGAUACUGCUACUCAAACUCUGAGGGAAUCUCCUUCUAAAAAACAGAACCUGAAGUCUCUAAUCUCUCAAAAUCCUUAUGAAAGGAAAUAAUUUGAAUUCUAGCAUGAGAGUCAACUACAUGCAUACAUCUUCUUAUUCAAAAAAGCCUAGACCCACUUCUUUGGCGAAAAGCAUCUGUGAGAUGAACAUGAACAAUGCUUCUCUAAAAAUGAGUCUGAAUCCCCUGAGGAUUGACCAAAGUCUUCCAAGAGUUUCUCGAAUUCAUAGAGAAGAUGGGUGCCAUAAGAGAACUGGUUACUGGAAGCUUCCUCAGAAGAAAUAUGAUUUCUCAAAGAUCAGCACCAAGAGAGCUAGCUCUAUGAAAUCAAAGUUCAAGAUAUCAAAUACUAAACGUUCAUGUAUUCUAUCUCAGAACAAUUCUAAGUGAGAUGACAAGAGUAGUAUUCUGAUAAGGAAACAGAUUUCCAAAUACGGAUUACCUCCUAAAUUCUUCACAUUCUUCUCAAAACAGUUUGAUAAUAUGGAUAAAGAGAAACAAAGUAAGCAGAACGAACCUCCCAAAGAGGUUUGCUACAACUUUUUACAAGGAAAUAAGAGCAAAGGAAAUCUGAACUCCUUAAAAAGCUAUGAUAAUGUGGCUGUGCGUGACGGGAACAAUAGCAAAACUUCUCUUAAUUCUUCAAGGAUGAGUGAGAGGAAAAGUAAUGAAUCAUCACGAAAGAAUCUGAAAAGAAUGUCAAUUCUAAAAACAUUCAGGGUUAAAGAUAUGACUGAUUCAAAAAUCUUCCUUGGAAAGCAUAAAGAGAAGCUAAUCUUUUCAUUAAAAAUUAUGGUGAAGAAAGCAAUACAAAGUAUUGGAAACAAAAUCAAAGAACGAGAAAUAUCAGCAUAUAUUUCUUGAGAGGAUAAUGAAUUUAACAACUAUAACACGGACUUCUACAAACUUAAUUUGAUUAAAAAUUAUAUUGGAGAGAAAUACUCAGAAAAUCCUACCUAUCGGUGGUUAAAGAAAUCGCUUUCAUUAAAGGAGGAAGAUAUUAAGGCUUGUUCAAAUAGUCAGCAAGCUUUGACAUCGAUGCUACAAAAUCAGUAUUCCAUCGCUCCUUCAAAACUAAGAAAUCCAGUAGUUCUAAUUAAGCCAGGUAAUAAUCCAAAUGUAGUCAAGUCGGUGAUAAAAUAAAAGAAGUUGGGCUAGAAUAAAACACAAGGGUAAUUCAUCAAAAUGCCAGUUAGUAUGGACUCAGUGGAUCUUAAGCAAUCCAAAAUCUUUCCAGUUGAUUCAAGAAGAUGAUGACAUGUUGCACUACCGAUUGUAUAAUCAUAUCCCUGGAAACUCUAGUAUAUCUAAUAAGAAAAAUCUGUUCAAAAAUAUGUACAGUUAUUACUCAAAUCAGGGUAAAGAUCCUUGGAAAUUUAUACCCGUUACUUAUCUAGUGAGCUCCUCUUCUGAUGACAACUUCUUGAGAUUUAUUAAUGAGAAUUCUGCUGACUUUAAAGAUCCGGCCAAGAAUAGCUUAUGGAUUAUUAAGCCUGGCGAGUGCAGCAACAGAGGUAACGGUAUUGAGGUAUGUGAGAACGUUGAUCAGAUUAAGAAAUACAUUAAGCAACACAAAAGGAAGUCUUAUAUAAUUCAAAAAUAUAUAACACAACCUUUGCUAUAUCAAGAUAGGAAAUUUGAUAUCAGAUGUUUUGGACUUUUCACUUCUAUUAAUGGUAUCAAGAGAGGAUAUUUCUACCAAGGAGGAUAUAUUAGAACAAGUUGAGAAGGAUUUAAUCUUGAAGAUCCUCAAGAUCCUUUUAUUCAUCUCACAAAUGAUGCAAUUCAAAGUAAAUGAGAAGAUUAUGGAAAAUACGAAAAUUGAAAUAAACUUUCGUUCAAUGACUUCGAAAAAUAUAUAAACGAAACUCAUGAAGGAGUGUCUUUCUAUGAGAAUAUUUAUCCAAAGAUCAAAGAAUUAGUAAAAGAUACAUUCACUUGAGCAGGUGAUCUCCUUGAUCCUUCACAACGUAGCAAGUCUCCUCCUCAAUCUUAUUUCGAACUGUUUGGGUUUGACAUAAUGAUUGACUCUGAUUAUAUUCCAUAUUUGAUUGAAGUAAAUACAAAUCCUUGAUUGGAGACCCCUUGUUCUCUUCUAUCAUGAAUUAUCCCAAAUGUGCUAGAUCAUACAUUCAGGCUUACAUUCGAUCUAUGCUAUCCUAAUCCAUAUAAUACCAUUACCUGUGAAAACCUUCAAAAUCUUUCAAAAUUCGAACAAGUAUAUUCCUUCGCUCCAGCCUCCACUCCAAAAAUCUAGUAAAUCC